AUGGCCACCAUUUGUAACCUCAACCUCAACCUCAGUCUCGUAGUCCCUGGGGUGCAACCCAAGUCCGUGACGUGGCCUUCACGCGCACUGUCCCUGAGUCGCGGUGGAAACGGGUUGGCGUCGGUGAUGGUGACGCGCGCCAUCGACACGAACGAGUUCCUGGGGGACUUCGGGGCGAGGGACCCUUUCCCGGCGGAAUUGGAGAGCUCGUUUGGAGAGAAGGUGCUGGGAUACGGCAACACCGAGCACAGAAUCCUAAUCCCCAAUAUCUCUGCUCUCUCCCUCUCGCAGCAGGACUGUGCUCCCAUUUCCCAUUCGCAACCACCCAUCUCCCAAGAUGACGCUCAGGCGCUCGUCAGGAAGCACAUUUGGUCAUGUUAUUUCCUUGAAUUACCAGUGCUUUCAAGUUGUUUACAGUGGUUUGACAUGCAGAAUUUUGAUUUACAAAUUGAGGUUGUGGGUUGGAGACUUGUGAAUGAGGAAGGUGGACUUAAACUUCAGUGCUUGUGGAAACUGAGAGGUUUUAAAUGUGGGGUUGAACUAAUUAACAGGAUCUCUAAGGUUGCAGAAGCUGCAGGCCAUUUCCCAAAUAUCUACUUGGAACAACCAAAUCAAGUCAGGGCAGAACUAUGGACAGCUUCCAUUGGAGGUUUAAGUAUGAAUGAUUUUAUUGUUGCUGCAAAGAUAGAUGAGAUAAAGAUAUCAGAUCUUGCCCCAAGGAAAAGGGUUUGGGCGUAA
Molecule: messenger RNA, 738 nt
Organism: Sphenostylis stenocarpa
Lineage: Eukaryota; Viridiplantae; Streptophyta; Magnoliopsida; Fabales; Fabaceae
Source: the annotation of a GenBank genome assembly